AUGUCAUACAAUCCACUAAGCAACAACGAUAAUAAUCAAGAUCCAUUUUCUGACCAAAAUAUAUUGUCUAUUGAAGAGCCAGCAGCAAUACAUGCUACUGAACUGUUGAUAUCCACACAACAUCAUCAACGUGAGCACCAGCACGGGCGCGAGCCAUCCAACUUCAAUGAUGAUUUGAAAGCGAAUACUAGUAAGAAUUUCAAACAUAGUGAAUUUGGCAGUAGUCUGCUGGAGCAUGCCGAGGAAGAGGACGACGAUGAUGAUUACGACAGAUUUGACCCUAUACAGUUUAAACAUUCUGGAGAUGAUGAUGAUGAUUUAGAACGCAGCUCAACUGAUUCAUUUACUGAUGAAUUUGGUAAUCAUUACGCUAUAGAUUUCAACAAUAAAGCGUAUACGCUGAAACUUACAUUCAAAGGAAACAGACUAGUUUAUUUUACGUCAGCAUUUGUCAGUUUGUUUGUUAGUUUGUUUGGGUAUGAGCAAGGUGUAUGCAGUGGUAUUCUUGCCUUUGAUACAUUUAAUGGAUUUUUUAAUACCCCAGGUCCAGCAAUGAUUGGAUUUGUGAUUUCAAUUUUGGAAAUCGGUGCCAUGGUUAGUUCUAUAUUAGUUGCCAAGAUAUCCGAUUCCUUUGGUAGAAAGAGAACUAUUUUAUUGGGCACUUUUGUAUUUAUGAUUGGUGGUAUAUUACAAUCGUUUUGUCCCAAUAUGUUUGUGUUUGCCUUGGGCAGAGUUUUCAGUGGGAUUGGUGUAGGGAUACUUUCAACUAUUGUUCCAUCUUAUCAAUGUGAAAUUAGUCCUAGUGAAGAAAGAGGUAAAUUGGUUUGUGGUGAGUUUACCGGAAAUAUCACCGGUUACGCACUUAGUGUUUGGGUUGAUUACUUUUGCUAUUUUAUUCAAAAUGUUGGUGAUACAAGACAAAAACCUCAUUCCUUUUUAGCUCAUUUGAGUUGGAGAUUACCACUAUUUAUCCAAGUUGUCAUUGCGUUUGUUUUGUUCAUUGGUGGGUUUUUCAUUGUUGAAAGUCCUCGUUGGUUACUAGACAAUGAUAUGGAUCAACAAGGUUUUAAUGUCUUGAGUUUAUUAUAUGAUUCUCAUCAUUCAUCAACUAAGCCCAAGAGUGAAUUCUUUAUGAUUAAAAAUUCCAUCUUACGUGAACGGAAAAUGACUCCGAAAUCAGAACGUACUUGGAGACAUUUAUUAAAACAUUACAAGAAAAGAGUAUUUGUUGCUUGUUCCUCAUUGAUCUUCGCUCAAUUGAAUGGAAUCAACAUCAUUUCUUACUAUGCACCGCUGGUAUUUCAAGAAGCAGGCUUUGACGAUGCUGGUGCAUUGUUAAUGACGGGAGUCAAUGGUAUCAUAUACUUAUUAUCAACCAUUCCACCUUGGUUCCUUGUAGAUAGGUGGGGUAGACGACCAAUUUUAAUCAGUAGUGGGUUAGCAAUGGGCAUUUGUUUGAUCUUGGUGUCAGUGUUUAUGCUUCUUAAUCGAUCAUAUACUGCAUCAGUAGUUGCAGUACUUGUGAUUAUUUACAAUGCAUCGUUUGGAUUUGGGUUUGGACCUAUUCCAUUUCUUUUAUCAGGUGAAUCAUAUCCACUUUCUGUUCGAUCAAAGGGUGUUUCACUUGCUGUGGCUUGCAAUUGGUUGAGUAACUUCAUUGUUGGUUUAUUUGCCCCGAUCUUGCGUCAUAAUAUUAAAUGGGCCAUGUACUUAUUUCCUGCUGGUUCAUGUUUUAUAAGUAUUGUAUGUGUCAUUUUAUUUUACCCUGAAACUAAAGGUAUUGAAUUGGAACAAAUUGAUGAAAUUUUUGAUGAAUUUUAUUCAAUUAAUCCAUUCAAGCGUGUUGUGGGUAGUUUUGACAUGAUUUUGAGGAAAAGAAGGAGAAUUAGAGAUAAACAAAGUAGACGUUUACAUGCAAAGUAUGAUAGAUUGAAUGAUGGACAAGGACAACAACAAGGACAACAACAACGAUCAAGAGACUAUGGUGGUGAGGAUGAUGAUACUUUUGAGUUACAAGCUUUGAAUGAAAUGGAUUAUGAAAAUCCAGAUAUAUAG
Messenger RNA from Lodderomyces orthopsilosis Co 90-125, 2055 nucleotides. It is a transcript of the gene HGT5, whose product is annotated as Hgt5p. The coding region runs from base 1 to 2055 and encodes 684 amino acids. The record is from RefSeq and is a predicted model, not a curated record. Gene Ontology annotation, molecular function: carbohydrate:proton symporter activity. Gene Ontology annotation, biological process: transmembrane transport; carbohydrate transport. NCBI's taxonomy places the organism in Eukaryota, Fungi, Ascomycota, Pichiomycetes, Serinales, Debaryomycetaceae. The transcript has a single exon. Gene Ontology annotation, cellular component: membrane.